GCGGGUCGGGUAUUUAAAACGGGUAUUUAACUGUGUUUUAAGGAAGCUGUGACCCUGUUAUCAGAGGCCCAGAAAUAGCGAAGCACGCCCAGGAGGGUCAAAUUGCCGCAACCGGAGUAGUCUCCGAUCUUCAAAUCGUCGCCGGCUGCUUCUACGGGGUGGAGAAAUAGAAAAGGUUAUAUAAGCUGGAGAGUUGGCUGGAAAUGAGUGCUGAAGCUUUGCAAGUUGCUAAGGUAUACCGCCACCUUCUCAAAGCUGUCAAGAACCACGUUGCCAAAGAAGACACUAAGCGGCAUUUCAGAGAUUAUGUAACUGAAGAAUUUAGGAACAACGGCAAACUGUCGGAUCUAUCUUCCAUCCAGCAGAAGAUUAAGCUCGCCCGUGAUUACACUUAUCUUCUCAACAGUGUGCACCAUCAGAAGGACCUAUUGUUCUCUUACAACAUAGCCAUAGACCGAUCAGCUGAAAUGAAAAGAGUACUUGGAAAGUCGGCUGCAAGUGUUGGUCUUCAACUUCCAGAGGUUUACCAGCCUUGAUAUUUGGCUAGGUAUGCUCUGUCCAUUCUAUUUUGGCAGAAAAAUAUGCCUCCACCCAACUAUGUACGCUGGGGAACGAAGUUCUAUUCAUGAACAAGUGUUGUUUGCUGCCAACAACUGCAAGGAACAAUCUUUUUGAGUGCUUAUCUAUUCUGAUAAAAAUAAGCUCUUUCUCAGCAAUUGAAUUGAUAGUCUGUACUGCUUUUCUAAAAAAUGAUAAAGGUCCUUCAAUUUAAAAUC
Molecule: messenger RNA, 776 nt
Organism: Rosa chinensis
Lineage: Eukaryota; Viridiplantae; Streptophyta; Magnoliopsida; Rosales; Rosaceae
Exons: 3
Coding region: 204-536 (110 amino acids)
Source: RefSeq, a predicted model, not a curated record